Molecule: messenger RNA, 2241 nt
Organism: Amphiprion ocellaris (clown anemonefish)
Lineage: Eukaryota; Metazoa; Chordata; Actinopteri; Pomacentridae
Product: G-protein coupled bile acid receptor 1
Exons: 2
Coding region: 287-1318 (343 amino acids)
Biological process (GO): G protein-coupled receptor signaling pathway
Cellular component (GO): membrane
Molecular function (GO): G protein-coupled receptor activity
Source: RefSeq, a predicted model, not a curated record
AAACAGCCAGAAUCUUGGCUGCUCGCUCUGUCUAAAGGCUGCUAGUUGAGUUCUCUGAGGAUCUGGAAGCAUAACGAAGAAGCGUCUGUAGUUAAUGCUGCCUUUUUGUGGCUGUGGAUAUGAUAUGCAGGAGAACAGACCUGAACUUAUCAGGAGAGAGAUAAGAAGCUGCAUUUUAUUCCAACUGCUUCCCACAAACAGUACAUGAUUGGACUGUUCAUGACAAAAAGGGUAGCUGUACCUUAAUGGGACUGGAGACAAGCUUUAUGUGGGAGUCGGUCUGCAGAUGUCACCUGUGAUGGACUACAACGACUCCCAGGCUCUGCUCUCCAGAGAGCACCUCAUCUACGUCAUCACGGUGCCGCUGUCGACUUCCAUCAUCCUGGCCAACCUCGUCAUCAUCUUGGGCAUCUCCUGGAACCGGCAGCUCCACAACACGCCCAACUACUUCUUCCUCAGCCUGCUAGUGGCUGAUAUGUGUACGGGCGUGGCGCUGCCUUUUAUACCGUUGAUGGGUCUGAACCGGGAGUUAAGUUUUAGCUCCUGUCUGGUGGCUCAUGUGUUCCCAAAUUUCCUUUUCUUGGCGUUUCUCUUCAACCUGGUGAUGGUCCACUACGAACGCUACAUCUGCAUCGUUGACCCCCUGCAUUACAAUAAUCUGUGGAUGCAUCGCAGUUUCCCGUUAGCGCUGCUCGUGGUGUGGGCACCGCCACUGCUCUACGCAUCGCUUCCUGCUUUUGGGUGGAAUAACUGGACGGGACCAGAUUGGAAUGACUGCUGUGCAAGUAGCCAAAAGCUAGCAACAAACUGUUCGACGAACGGAACCGCCUGCUGUUCCUACAGCCGGGUGUUCCCCAACGCUUUCAUCUACUUGGAGGUGUAUGGACUCGUCCUACCUGCUAUUCUUACCAUCGCUGGCAUGACCGGCCGAGUUCUGUGGAUCACCCGAGGCCAGCUGAAGGACAUUUGUCGCCUCCAUCGUUCGGUGGAGCGAGGAAGUCAGGCCUCGGACCGGGAGCAGAGGCUGAACCUGCGCUACACUCGCUGUGUUGUUGCGGUGUCAUUAACUUUUCUGGCUUGCUGGGUUCCCUACCUUAUUUACAUGCACGUCUGCAUUGCAGUGUUGAUCAGUGACACCAAGUGGAGCUUCAACACUCACAUUGUGCUGUCUUGCACUGGUAUCGGAAGCAUGGCGGUGGUGCCGUUGGUGCUCGGCCUGGCCAACAAACAGUACACGGAACCUGCAUACAAAGUUCUCCAGAAACUCAGAGACAGAUGGAGGCGACGAACACAUGGAUCAGAGGAGGGUGACACCUGAAGGAACACUGAUAUAUAUCUGUGGAUACUCAUCAAAGUCAUAGUAGUCUUGGGAGAUUCGGUAGAAGAAAACUCUUUAACUGGUUCUUGAAAAAUCUUUCAUCCAAGAUGGUUCUUCAGGCCUAAUUGAUAGAUUGGGAGAACCAGGGAUAUAUUAGCACCUUCAGAACACAAUGAAGGACACAUGUGGCUUGAGAUGUAUAUCGUUGCGAAACUGCCAGGUGAGGGAUGAUUAAAUGUGUUGAUGGUGGGGAAACUGCCUGUGGAGGGAUGCACGUUCUAGUUUAAGUUUAAUAUAUGUAAAACUGGAACAGACAUGUCUAACGUUCCGAGAUCUGUACCCAGAUAAUUUCACCACCAACACCUUGGAUCGUCCCUCACCUGGCAGAUGACACGAGCCAUGUGUUUUAGGGUGACAAUAAAUAGCUUGGACAUAUUAACUUAUUGGAUGAGGGAUCACAUGUCUUCACAAACCAACAAAUCCAGUUAUUUAUUCUACUGAAGCACUUAAGAAAAUCAGUCAUGAAUCGAAAUGUGGUCAAAUUUCACAGUGACCCGACAAAAAAAGUAAAACUAAAGACUACUCCUAUCUUCCCACAGACUUAUAUAUCCUCUGUAAGAUACAAGUCAUAAACUGCAGCUGUAAUUAUCAUCUGAAUCACUCAGAAUGGGAUUAAAAUCACUGACCAGGCCCGGCCUUGAGGUUAAUUCUGCACAGUGUCACUUUGAACCAGUCCUAAUGUCAGUUUGCUAAUGUGUUAAUGUGUGGCAGGUAGUUGUGUUUGAACUUGAUGUGACACCUGAAAUGUAAAUGUGCUCAAUCGUAACAUCAGAUUUAACAGAGGCCAAUAAACUGCCCCUGUAUCAGUAGUAAAUACUCUUGUGUAGCUUCAUGUGGACAUGAAUUAAAGAGGUUGUAGAGUC